AUGAAAGCACAUUAAAUUCCAAGAUUAUUUUGUGUUGCAGAUUACUAAAAAGAAAAUUUUUACUGUGCUGCAAAACAUUAAAGAGUACAAUCAUCUCUAGCCAUAAGAGAAAAAUCAUCAAAUUCAUUUCAUUCUAUGAUGCCUCCUUAAAAACCUCAAUUGAAAUUAAAUGAAGAUUAAAGCAAUAGAACUAGAGAAGGCUUUUAAAGGGUAAAAACAGACUCAAAUAUGCCUAUGCCAUUAAGAAAUGGAAGAAAUCUAAGUAUAACAAGUGGGGUUACUGCAAUUUUAACAAAUAAAACUACUUUUUAAUUACCUUAAAAAGCUGAAAAUCCUCAAUUAGUAAAUGGAUAUAAAAAUGAAAUUGUCACAUAUAUGAGAGAUAGAAGUGUAAUUAAUAUACUUAAUUUAGAGCAAAUCUAAUUUUAAAAUGACUGCUUUCUAAUUUUAAACAGAAAUCACAGAAAAAAUGCGUAGUAUUCUACUAGAUUGGUUAAUAGACGUUCAUCAUAAAUUCAAAUUAGAUCCAGAAACCCUUUUCCUGACAAUUUCAAUAGUUAAUAGGUAUGUAUUACCUAAAUUUGAGAGUACUUGAAUUACAUCAGAUACCAAAAUAAAAAUUUUAACUUUAUGGAAUUGCUGCAUUAUUUAUAGCAUCUAAAUAUGAAGAAGUAUACUCUGUCCCUCAUGUAAGAGAUUUAGUGUAUGUUUGUGAUAAUGCAUAUCCCAAAGAAGAAAUUUUAGAAGCAGAGGGAAAAAUUAUUUCAUUACUAUCUUUUGAUCUGUUAACAACUAGCCCGUAUAGAAUGCUAAACAUUUAUUAAGAAACAGCUAAACUGGAUUAAAAAAAUUUUAUGCUUUGCAGGUACAAUACAUUUUAUCAAAACCUCUAGAUAUUUAAUAGAACUGUCAUUACUAGAAUAUUCUAUGAUUUAAUAUUCAAAUAAUGUUUUAGCAAGUGCUGCUAUUUAUUUAGUUCAUAAAAUCAGAAGAAUUCAUCCCUCUUGGAGUUAAGAUUCGAUGGUAUCUAUAACUGGAUUAAAUGAAAUUGACAUCAGAACUUGUGCAAAAGAAAUGUGUAAUCUCCUACAAGGUCAAGAUAAGAAGCAAUUUAAUUCAAUUAGAAAAAAGUUCUCCUUGCCAAAAUAUUUAGAGGUUUCUAAAAUUAGAAUUGAAAAGCGUCCCUCUUAACAUUUACAUACACUCUAAUAUUGA
Molecule: messenger RNA, 1215 nt
Organism: Paramecium sonneborni
Lineage: Eukaryota; Ciliophora; Oligohymenophorea; Peniculida; Parameciidae
Source: the annotation of a GenBank genome assembly